Messenger RNA from Drosophila montana, 1117 nucleotides. RefSeq lists its product as uncharacterized. The coding region runs from base 479 to 1108 and encodes 209 amino acids. The transcript is spliced from 3 exons. NCBI's taxonomy places the organism in Eukaryota, Metazoa, Arthropoda, Insecta, Diptera, Drosophilidae. The record is from RefSeq and is a predicted model, not a curated record.
UGCCGCUCUUCGAGGCGUCCACAACGUCAAAAAAUAACGCUGCGCGCUAAGCUACGUAUAAGGUUUAAGAUUUAUAAGGCUGACGACGCGUCGGGAAUAUAGUGCCAGGAGCACAUGGAAAACGCGUGUCUAAUAUAAUUUCAAAAUCAAAUCGUGAUAAUAAACUACUUGUAAAACAAUUUCAAGAUUCCUCGUGCAAAAGAAACAAUUUGCAAAAGUCGAAUAAUUUGAGAAGAAUUUAAAUAUUUGCGAGGCGUAGCCAUAAAUUAUGCGCUUUUAAGUACACAUUAAAUUUCACAUCAACGACGCAAAGGACACUCGACAAGCAUUAACUGCGCAUCGAAUUGGCAAAUAAAUUAAAUAAACACAAACGCAAACGCAGCUGCAGCUGCAGCCAAAGCCAUUUGAACAAGGUCAAUAGAGGGCGCCACACGCCAAAUUUCAGAAUUGCCAGCGGCGUAUUUCGUUAGAAACAAGCAUGCCUUCUCUGUCCUACGCACAUUACGCCCUGGCUGCGCUGCUGGCACUGCUCGCCCUGGCCACGCCCCGGCCGGGCAGCGCCUACUCCUACAGCAUGCGCAUGCCGAGCGGCACAGAUGCUGCCGGCAACGGCACGCCUCCACGUUCGAUAAGCAAGCUCUUGGUGCAGUCACCGGCGCUGGACAACGUUUACAUGGACUAUCUGGUCACCUCAAAGCCGCUCAAUCUGCACAAAUACAACAAAAACGGCAGCAAAACAAAGAAAACCAAGAAGGACUCGAAAAUCUAUUUCAUACCCAUACCACCGCUACCAUAUCGCUAUAUACCCGGUGUCGGCUACGACUAUCAGCCCAUGAAAAUCAAGCCCAUUCUGCAGGAGUCACCAAGCCCAACCACAUCUUCACCCAAGCUGACCGCAGAUAAGAAUCGCAUCUCGAUGCCAACCACAGCGACUCCUUUGACUCCGACGACCGCGCAGAGCAAGCUGCUGCGCGUGCAGCACCACAAGGACUACUACUUCAAUGGACGCCCCUUCCGAUUGCAGGUGGCGCGUGCCGAUCGCAAGUCAGCGCUGACGCCUCUUAAUCUUAAAUCGAAAUUCUAUUACAAUAAAAACAUAAUUUAUUAAUUAAAUGAA